AUGGCUGUAGAGGUUGAGGUGGACCAUUUCAUGGGGCCGGAGGAAGUGGAUGACAGUAAGCUUUUUAGAACACUGCCUGAAUUAAAAUCCCAAAUUGUUCAACUACAAUUCAAUUCUCCAUCAGCAGCUGUAAUGCGUAAAUGUCCCAAGUUUCAAAAGGCGUUGUUGCCAUCAGAUGCCAAGGGUUCCGAACCUUCUGGCGACCCCCGCAAGGAGCCAGAUUUCAUGUCUUUGGGUCCUUAUCACCGUGGCAAGUCCAAGCUCGUGCGUGGCGAAGAGAUCAAGCUUAACUUGGCAGUGCAUGCCUUCAAAUUAUUUUUGAAGUCGAAAGUAGGCCAGCGAGUAGACCAGCGAGUAGGCCAGCCAGUAGGCCAGCCAGUAGGCCAGCGAGUAGGCCAGCCAGUAGGCCAGCCAGUAGACCAGCCCUCAGUCCAGCCAAUAGAGAUGGUAGUCGAUGAAUCAUACAACAAAAUUAGCAGUAAAGUUAAGGAUCUGAGGGAUUUUUAUGAUUGGGAGGGUAUGAAGGAUUAUUCGGAUCAAGAAUUCAGUGUGAUGAUGCUGGUGGACGGGUGUGCUUUACUGUCGUACAUGAUUAUUGCUUGCGGUGUGGAUGACCUUGAAGAAGAAACUUUUCAUAUCAGAAUUGAGGAUGUAAGCCGUCUGCGUCGGGACGCGCUGCUGCUGGAGAACCAACUUCCCUAUCCAGUGCUGCUUGAGCUGAGGAGUAUGUUGCCAAAAUUUUACACUAGUUGUUGGAAAUUACUAUGCCUGGAUUUCUUCGGCAUGAUGGAGGAGGAGGAGGAGGAGGAGGCCUACCCAUUCCUGCCAAAAAUGAAGAAAUUUUGCUGCGGGCCGUUCUUUGCGACCGGGCAAAGUAGUAACCCUUGCAUGCCCAAAAGUAUGAGCUGGCAACGGGGGCCAAACCCUGAUGGAGAGGCGGGGAUAAACCAUAAUGAAGAGUCGAGGUAUUGUCAUCUUCUCGAUAUGUACUUACAAAAUUUCGUAGGACCCAAGGGGGAUAAAAUUGGCGGUAUUGGAUCAAUUGAAGAUGUGAAGGAGCAAGCUAUGGCAUCAUUUAGAAAUGUGAAGGAGCUGAUGGCCACUGGAAUCCGCAUCAAGCCUAGUCCUACACGUUACUUGAGGGACAUUUCUUUCACUUCCAAUUGCGUCACUGCAUCCCUCAGACUUCCUCCCAUCACCAUUGAUAAGUCAACCAAGACAUUGUUCUUGAACUUGAUAGCGUAUGAAAUGACAUUAGGCGUCGAACAUCAUGACUUCAUCCCUUACCUUCGCUUUCUUGACUCCCUCAUUGAUCAUGCUGAUGACAUUAAGGAGCUGCAGUCCGCCGGGGUGCUCCAAAACUAUCUAGGCACUCAUGAAGAAGCGGCUGAAUUUUUCAACACUGUGUCCGCCAAUUUGGAAUCAAACCCUCGUACUUACAUUAAUGUGGUAGUCAAAAUUCGGAAGCACCUUAAAAGUCACCGUAACAGCAGACUAAAAAGGUGGAUGACGCAAUGCCUGGACACCUACUUCGGUAGCCCCUGGACUAUCAUAGCUUGGGUUGGUGCUGCUUUGGUCCUUUUCUUUACUGGCGUCCAGACUUAUUUCUCAGCCUUCUCUCAUUGA
This is a messenger RNA of Vitis riparia (riverbank grape), 1626 nucleotides long. Its product is annotated as UPF0481 protein At3g47200-like. The transcript has a single exon. Lineage: Eukaryota; Viridiplantae; Streptophyta; Magnoliopsida; Vitales; Vitaceae. The record is from RefSeq and is a predicted model, not a curated record. Bases 1 to 1626 code for a protein of 541 amino acids.